Molecule: messenger RNA, 1919 nt
Organism: Silurus meridionalis
Lineage: Eukaryota; Metazoa; Chordata; Actinopteri; Siluriformes; Siluridae
Gene: uba3
Product: ubiquitin-like modifier activating enzyme 3
Exons: 18
Coding region: 123-1475 (450 amino acids)
Biological process (GO): protein neddylation
Cellular component (GO): nucleus; cytoplasm
Molecular function (GO): NEDD8 activating enzyme activity
Source: RefSeq, a predicted model, not a curated record
CCCCCGUAGCAAAGCAUUGUGGGAAGGCAUAGAUCCGUGAAACCCUAAAGUAUGGCGGAUGGGGAAGAGCCGGCGAAGAAAAGACAAAGAAUAGAGGAGCAGCCUGAGAAGUUAGUGAUGAAAUGCUAAGCGCUGGCUGCAGAAUGGCACUGGAUGUUAGCAGCAGCAGCAGCAGCAGUGAUUGGGAUGGGAGAUGGAGCCAUGUGCAGAAGUUUCUGGAGAGGUCGGGACCUUUCACGCAUCCUGAUUUUGAACCAAACGAGGAGACGCUCCUGUUUUUAUUGGAUACAUGCAAAAUUCUGGUGAUUGGAGCAGGAGGUCUUGGCUGUGAGCUACUAAAAAACCUGGCACUGUCAGGAUUCCGGAAAAUCCAUGUUGUGGAUAUGGACACUAUUGAUGUGUCGAAUCUGAACAGACAGUUCCUCUUCAGGUCUAAGGAUGUCGGGCGUCCGAAAGCUGAUGUGGCAGCUGAAUUCAUCAACAGUCGAGUACCAGGAUGUCAGGUUGUACCUCAUUUCAAGAAAAUUCAAGAUUUUGAUGAAUCUUUUUACAGACAAUUCCACAUAAUUGUGUGCGGGCUGGACUCUAUUAUUGCUCGCCGCUGGAUGAAUGGAAUGCUGUUGUCAUUGCUAGUCUAUGAAGAUGGGGUUUUAGAUCAGAACUCUAUAAUCCCACUAAUAGACGGAGGUACAGAAGGAUUUAAAGGGAACCUGAGGGUCAUUUUGCCUGGAAUGACGGCCUGUUUAGAAUGCACACUGGAGCUGUAUCCGCCGCAGAUUAAUUUCCCAAUGUGCACUAUUGCAUCAAUGCCGCGGCUGCCUGAACACUGCAUCGAGUAUGUGAGAAUACUGCAGUGGCCCAAAGAGAAACCAUUUGGAGACAGUGUAGGUCUGGAUGGUGAUAAUCCUGAACACAUUCAGUGGGUGUUCCAGAAGUCUCUGGAGAGAGCAGCUGAGUUCAGUAUCACUGGAGUCACUUAUAGACUCACACAAGGAGUGGUUAAACGAAUUAUCCCUGCUGUUGCAUCUACCAAUGCAGUCAUCGCUGCUAUUUGCACUACAGAAAUUUUUAAGAUUGCUACAAGUGCUUAUGUUCCUUUGAAUAAUUAUCUAGUAUUUAAUGAUGCGUGUGGCUUGUACACCUACACCUUUGAGGCAGAGCGAAAGGAGGAUUGCUCAGCAUGUAGUCAAGUUCCACAGAAGCUACAAUUCCCGCCGUAUGCUAAACUACAGGAAGUGCUGGAGUAUCUGACAGAGAACGCCUCCUUACAAAUGAAAUCUCCAGCUAUAACUGCAACACUCGAGGGCAGAAACAGAACUCUUUAUUUACAGACUGUAGCUUCAAUUGAAGAAAGAACAAGGCCCAAUCUCUGCAAAACUUUAAAAGAGCUUGGAUUGGCUGAUGGACAGGAGCUUGCAGUGGCUGAUGUCACCACUCCUCAAACAGUCCUCUUCAAGCUUAACUUCACAUCCUGAACCCAACUCACGCUGGACACUAUAAAGUAGCUCCUUAGUAAUAGGAUACUGCACCAAGGGUGUCAUCUACAUGAGUGCCUCUGAUUUGCAGAAAAGUUGUAUUGGAUCCUAUUAGUUAAACUGAAUAAUAUUUAAGACUGUUUCAUUGUGUAAGUAAGGCACUUUGCAGUGUAUGAAUGCAACAUAUGUUUUCAUUUAUCACCUUAAAAAACUCAUUUGAAUAUUCAUUUCUAAACCAAUCUCAAAAGCCAGGUGAGGGUGAUGGAGAGAUUACUAGCACAUACAGCAUUCGACACUGGGUAUGAAGGUCUAUAUUGAGCAUCUAAUGGUGGUUAAAAAUGUUUAUUAAACAAGAUUUUUUCGUCCAUCUGCUUACCUGUAUAUAAUGCUGGUCACUUGUAUGCUUGUCAGUAAAAUGCUCUGUAAUAAAAGGAAGCGUUUGCA